CAGGUGAGUUUGCUAUGUUGCCCACCAGUAGCGCUGGUAUCUUUGUUUUUAACCUCGUUUUUGUCGGCAAAAAAGGGAGAAAUUCCAUGGAAAAAUUGUGAAAUUUAUCACGAAAAGCGCGGGGAAUAGCAAUAAAAGUUAUCAGUUUGUGGUCAAUAAUCAUCUGCUGAUAUUUUGUUCACAACAUCUCUGUGAUACCUUUGUUUUAUCGUGUGAAAAUCUGUGAAAAUUGGCAGGAAAAACAAUAAUUCAGCAUGUUUUCGAGGUUUCGGGCCAGUCGGCAGAUCUUAUCGCAUCUGCAGAGGUGCAAGUCAACAGCUGCAAAGCCACAGGUGAUCUUCAAAAGAACAGAAAAGCAGCUGAAAUUCACUCCCGGAAGCGAAUACCAUGGAUUCCUUUGCACCAAAACAGAUUUUGUGCCGGAUUUCAAUAUGAUGGCCUAUCUGUUCAGGCAUGAGAAGACGGGAUCUGAAUACAUGCACAUUGACCGGGCGGAUUCUAACAAUAUCUUUUCAAUAAACUUCCGGACAACGCCAUUUGACUCAAGUGGAUUGCCUCACAUUCUCGAGCACACGGUCCUUUGUGGCUCAGAGAAGUUCCCAGUGAGGGAUCCGUUCUUCAAGAUGCUCACCAGGAGCAUGGCUACGUUCAUGAAUGCCAUGACAGGGCCAGAUUACACGAUGUAUCCCUUCUCUUCGAUGAACGAGACUGACUUCCGGCAUCUGCAGAAGAUCUACCUGGAUGCAGUUUUCAGGCCGAAUCUCAAGUAUCUGGACUUCAAGCAGGAAGGAUGGAGGUUGGAGCAUUCGGAACUGGGGAAUAGGGACAGUGAAUAUGUGCUCAAGGGAGUUGUGUACAAUGAGAUGAAAGGAGCCUUUUCUGAAAAUACCAGUGUCUUCGGUCAGAGAUUCCUCAAUGAAAUCCUUCCUGGACACACGUACAGGUAUGUUUCCGGAGGGGAUCCUCUGGACAUUCCACAGCUCACGCAUGAGGAUCUCGUCAACUUCCACAGGAAAUACUAUCACCCCAGCAAUGCAAGAUUCUUCAGCUACGGUAACUUCUCAGCUGAGAAAUCCAUGGCCUACAUCAAUGAGCACUACCUGGCUCGUGGAGAGGCCAUAGAUGCCAGCUACAGUCGAGUUCCGCGUCAGGAGAGAUGGACAGAACCCCGGGAGGCCAACAUCACAUGCAGGUACGAUUUUCUGGGUGUUCCCUUUGAGAAGCAAAAUCAAAUAGCCAUUGGGUAUCUCAUGUCAGACAUCACGGAUACCUAUGAGACUUUCCUGUUGCAUGUGUUGUCCGAGUUGUUGGUCAGGGGGCCGAAUUCCUACUUCUACCGGAGUUUGAUUGAACCCAAUAUUUCUGGGGGUUUUAAUUCGUUGACGGGAUUCGAUUCUCAGCUGAGGGAUACGAUGUUUGUGGUGGGAUUGCAGGAUUUGGAAGUUGGUGACUUCCAGAGGGUAAGGGAGAUCUUUGAUCAGACAAUCGAUCAGGCCAUUGAGAAGGGAUUCGAGAAGAAGCAUGUUGAGAGUGUUUUGCACAAUAUUGAACUUCUGCUGAGGCAUCAAUCACCGAAAUUUGGUCUUGGGCUACUUUUCAAUAUUUCUCCACUGUGGAAUCACAAUGGGGAUGUUUUCUCGUCGCUCCAGGUGAAUCAGUUGAUGAAGCAGUUGAGGGAGAAUUUGAAGGAUCCACAGUAUCUCCAGAAGUCUAUUGAGAAAUUCUUCCGGAACAAUAAACAUCGAUUGACGAUGACAAUGUCUCCGGAUAUGGAGUUUGAGAGGAAGUUUACGGAGAAGGAGGGGGAGAUUCUCAAGGGGAAGGUGGAGAAAUUGACAGAGGAAGAGAAGGAGAAGAUUUAUGUUGAGGGAUUGGAGUUGGAAAAGUGUCAGAAGAUGGUUGAAGAUGUAAAUGUUUUGCCUUGUUUGACCAUUUCUGACAUUCCGAAAACCAUUGAACGUUCCCGGAUUGAGAAGAUGAUUGUAACGGGAACUCCUACGCAUCUGAUCACGGCUGAUACCAAUGGGGUUACCUAUUUCAAGGGAAUUUUCAGUGCAGCUCAUCUGAAUGAGCAGGAGAGGAUGCUUCUGCCUCUUUUGCUUGAUGUAAUGGAUCAGUUUGGGACGAAGCAUCAGUCCUACCGGGAUUUCGAUCAAAGAAUCAAAUCCAAGACACAUGGAUUGACUUUCAGGUUGCAUUGCAGUGAGAAUCCUCUGGAUCUGGGCAGUUUUGAUCUUGGUGUUGAAUUUGGGAGUUUCUGUCUGGACAAAAAUACCCACGAUAUGUUCAAUAUCUUCCAGGAUCUCUUUCACAAUUUCUGCUUUGAGGAUGUCAAGCGUUUUGAGAUGCUCCUGGAGAAUUAUAUGUCAAAUCUCGUUGUUGGUGUCCCAACCCAGGGGCAUCUCUAUGCCAUGCAAGGAGCCAGUGGACUUGUAUCCGAUGCAGCCAAUCUGAGAGAGAAUCUCUCGGGAAUUGGUCACAUUGAGUUCAUGAAGCGUCUAGUUGCGACGCAGGAACCAGGCGAAAUUCUUGGCAAUGUGGCCAAAGUGGCCAGGAAGUUGCUGAGAGACAACGAGAUGAGAUGCUCAAUAAACUUCAGUGAAUCCCAUCGAGGACAUCUUCUGGAUCAGUAUGUGACAUUUGUGGAAAAUCUUCCACUCCGAGAAGCAAAAUCCCCAAAGCUCCCUUCAGAUAACCUCAACUCGUCAAACAGGCACAUCUCCAUGAAUAUCCCUGUCAAUUACUGCGCCAAAUCUUUCAUGGCUGUCCCCUAUGUUCAUCCAGAUUUCGCUCCCCUUCGCGUCCUGGCCAAAUGGAUCAGUUCAAAGUACCUCCUUCCAGUCGUCCGGGAACAAAAUGGAGCCUACGGAGCAGGAGCUAAACUCGGAAUCGACGGAAUCUUCUCAUUCUUCAGCUACAGAGAUCCCAAUUGCCGAAAAACUCUCGAUACUUUCGAUGCCACUAGUGAAUGGAUUCGCUCCAAUGAGAAAUCCCUAGAUGACCAGCAGCUGUUCGAGGCCAAGCUGGGAGUUGUGCAGCAACUGGACGCUCCCACAGCUCCUGGAGAAAAGGGAGCAGAAGAUUUCAAGUACGGCAUCACGCAUGAGAUUUUCGAGGAGCACAGAAGUCACAUCCUGACCGUCACCAAGGACGAGGUCAUGAGCCUGAGUGAAAAGUAUUUCCAGCAGGAUUCCCCGAAAGGAGUAGGAAGGUGUGUUUUGGGACCUGGAGAGGAGAACCUCAAUAAGGAGGGUCAGGAGUGGUCAGUGUCCAAAGAAGAUUGAUUAAAGAGGAAAGAGAUUUUGUAAAUAAAUUGCAUAGCAAUAAAUUCUGUUGUAUUACUUAAUUAAAAAA
Phlebotomus papatasi is the source of this 3354-nucleotide messenger RNA. Its product is annotated as presequence protease, mitochondrial. Gene Ontology annotation, cellular component: mitochondrial matrix. Bases 255 to 3284 code for a protein of 1009 amino acids. Gene Ontology annotation, molecular function: metal ion binding. NCBI's taxonomy places the organism in Eukaryota, Metazoa, Arthropoda, Insecta, Diptera, Psychodidae. Gene Ontology annotation, biological process: protein processing. The record is from RefSeq and is a predicted model, not a curated record. The transcript has 3 exons.